AUGAGUUCUGCCCAGUUUGAAGCUGCCACAGAGUUCGUUCGCUCGCUCCCAAAGGACGGCCCGGUUCAGCUGACAGAUGCGGAAAAGUUACAAUUCUACGCGCUGUUUAAGCAAGCGACGGAGGGCCCCGUGACGGAUCCUCAGCCAUGGGCUGUACAGUUGGAGAAGCGGUCCAAAUGGGAUGCCCGUAAGGCCAUCAGCGAUAUGUCAAAGGAGGAUGCAAUGAAAAAGUACGUGGAGCUGCUCGUUGAAAAGACAGCCAACACGGCCAACCCGUGGAAGCCACCUCAGUAG
Trypanosoma brucei brucei TREU927 is the source of this 294-nucleotide messenger RNA. RefSeq lists its product as hypothetical. Lineage: Eukaryota; Euglenozoa; Kinetoplastea; Trypanosomatida; Trypanosomatidae. The transcript has a single exon. Gene Ontology annotation, biological process: fatty acid metabolic process. The record is from RefSeq and is a predicted model, not a curated record. Gene Ontology annotation, molecular function: fatty-acyl-CoA binding. The coding region runs from base 1 to 294 and encodes 97 amino acids.